GUUUAGGCACUUCCAAAAAAAAAACAGUUGUUAUGAUUCUUAUCUGAGAAGAGUCAACAAUGUCUUGCAGCAUUAAGCAUCUCUCAUUUUCCUAAAGAGCGACCAAGAGGAGAUCUAAAGUUCAUUGACGCCAUCAAGAGGAGCAAACUAUGGCUGGGGAACUUAUGUCCUUUGGUAUAGAAAAGCUUUGGAACCUACUAAGUCAAGAAUGCGAGAGACUUCAAGGAGUCCAAGAUCAAGUUACUGAACUAAAAGGAGAUCUAAACUUGUUACGCUCUUUCCUAAAAGACGCAGAUGCAAAGAAACAUACAAGUGCAACGGUGAAAAAAUGUAUUGAAGAUAUCAAGGAAAUUGUAUAUGAUGGAGAGGAUAUUAUCGAAACAUUUCUUCUAAAGCAAAAACUCAGAGAAACAAGUGGAAUCAGGAAGAGUAUCACAAGACUUGCUCUCGUUAUUCCAGAUCGGAGGAAAAUCACAUUAGAUAUGGGAGGCAUAAGUAAGAGGAUCUCCAAGGUGAUAAAUGAAAUGAAGGAUUUUGGUGUACAGCAAAUAAUUGUGCAGACUUUUGCUGAUGGAGGGUAUAUUCCACAGCCUCGAACAUUUCCUAAUGACCAUGAAGGCGAUUUUGUGGGAUUGGAGGCAAAUGUUAAGACAUUGGUUGAAUAUUUAGUUGAGAAAGAAGACAUUCAAAUUGUUUCUGUUACCGGGAUGGGUGGUCUUGGUAAAACAACCAUUGCUAGACAUGUUUUUAAUCAUGAGGAUGUAAAAUAUCAGUUUGAAAGACUCGCAUGGGUGUGUGUCUCAAAGGAGUUUACUCAGAAAUAUGUGUGGCAAACGAUACUGAAUAAUCUCACAUCUAAAGAAAGGAAAGAUGAAAUCUUAAAGAUGGAUGAAGCUGAACUUCAGGAUGAACUCUUUCAAUUGUUGGCAACAUCUAAAUCAUUAAUUGUCUUUGAUGACAUAUGGAGAAUAGAAGAUUGGGACAAAAUCAAGCAAAUUUUUCCACCCAAACAAGGUUGGAAGGUGCUACUUACGUCUCGAAAUGAUCGUGUCGCAAUGCAUGACGCAAUACAUGUCAAAUUUAAACCAGAUUUCCUUACCGAUCAAGAUAGUUGGACACUUUUCGAAAGAAAAGCAAUGCCAAGGAAAGAUGAUUCUGAAUAUAAGGUUUAUGAGAAGUUGGGUAAGGAAAUGGUCAAACAAUGUAAAGGACUGCCGUUGGCUGUCAAAGCAUUAGCAAGUUUGUUAUCUCAGACUGGAAAAAUAGUGGAUGAAUGGAAAAGAUUAUCUCAUAACGUGGUUGGAAGAACUAGCGCUAACAACGAUUCUAUUGAGAGUGUAUUAUCUCUGAGCUUCGAAGAGUUGCCUGGUUAUUUGAAGCAUUGUUUCCUUUACCUUUCUCAUUUUCCAGAAGAUUAUGCAAUACGUGUAAAGAAUUUGGCCUAUUAUUGGGCUGCUGAAGGAAUACGACGGCCGAGGGAUUACGAUGGAGCAUCUAUUAAACAGAUCGCAUAUGGCUAUAUAGAAGAAUUGGUGAAGAGAAACAUGGUUAUUUCUGAAAGAGACUCUAAAACUUCAAGAUUUGAAACAUGUCAGCUGCAUGAUGUGAUGAGAGAUCUUUGUCUACUUAAAGCUAAAGAAGAGAAUUUCGUUCACAUUGUUGAAAACAGUGCCUCGGCUGCGACCACCCAAUCUCCUUGGAAAUCUCGAAGAAUCGCAGUACACCGGCUUGAUGAUGAAACAUAUCUUUGGGAAUUGGAGAUUCUAAAUCCGAAACUUAGAUCUCUCUUGAUUAUUAGAAAAGUAUUACUCUUGUCAAAAUGGAUGGCAUCAGGUAUGUGCUUUACAAGGCUACAGCUGAUGAGGCUUUUAGAUCUCUCUCAUGUGAAUUUUAAAGGAGGGAAGUUACCCUCUAGCAUUGGGAAGCUUAUCCACUUGAGAUAUCUGAGUUUAUAUCGGGCAAAGGUAUCUUAUCUACCUUCUUCUAUACGGAACUUGAAGCAGCUUCUCUAUCUAGACCUACGUGUCGAUUAUGAUAUUCUAAUUUACAUGCCCAAUAUAUUGAAAGAGAUGCGAGAGUUAGCUUACCUCCAUGUUCCGCUAGAGAUGCGUUAUAAGACAAAGUUGGAAUUGGGUAAUCUACUCAACCUGGAGACGUUGAAGAAUUUCUCAACAGAGUAUAGCAGUGUGAAGGAUCUUCAACAAAUGACACGGCUCGAGACUCUCUCAAUGUCAUUCACAGGCGACGACAAGUGUAUGAAAACUCUAUCUUCGUCUCUAAGUGAAUUGAGACACUUGAAAAAUCUUACUAUACGGGAUUAUUCUUCCAGGAAUUAUGAAGGAGGGUUUGUUUUGGAGUGCGUUCAUCUAAAAAAACUGGAGUUGGGAAUAUAUAUGCCAAGUUUAUUUGAUGAACAACACUGCCCUUCUCACCUUACAACCAUAUCUCUACGGAAUUGUUGUUUGGUGGAGGAUCCGAUGUCGACUCUAGAGAAAUUGGCUCACUUAGAAAAUGUUAAAUUACAUCAUAGUUCUUUCAUUGGUAAGAGAAUGGUUUGCUCGGACGGUGGAUUUCCUCAGUUGCAAAAGCUUGAAAUUAAGGGACUAAAUGAGUUGGAAGAGUGGAUAGUAGAAGAAGGCUCCAUGCCCCUUCUUCAUACUCUCGAUAUUUUUAGCUGUCCAAAGCUGAAGGAGCUACCUGAUGGGCUGCAAUUCAUCUAUUCUUUAAAGAAACUAUGGAUGCCUAGUGAAUCGAAGAAGAGACUGUCAGAAGGAGGAGAAGAUCAUUACAAAGUCAAACACAUCACUUCUGUUAAAUUCUACGAUUAAUGAGUUACUCACAAAAUAGAGGAUCUAUUACGUUUUUCAGGACUUUGGAAAUAUACAUGAAGAGCAUCGGUGAUGGGUGUUUCACGAAAUGCCAAACUUACACUUGAUCGAUUCGGCACUGUUUUGGUUAGUGACCUUCUUCUUCUCAACAGAGAUUGAGGGUUUUCACGAACUCUAUCUAGUAUGACAAACUAAUAUCAUAUAUAUCCAUUACUUUGUUAAUUUAGAGAAUCUCUCUAAAUUAUAUCUAUCUUUUAUUUGUGUGUAUUCAAGCGACUUGGCUUGACUGCUACAAUCUUUAUCUCUGUGUAAACUUUGUAAGUUAAUAACUUUAGUAGCUGCUUUGAACAUUUGAUUUACUAUUUUCUUGUAAAUAUGCACUCCACUAUUGAUGGUUAAAGAUGAAGACUUGUGGCUGAGACUAUAGUAGUCAUCUAGAGUUCAGAAGCUUUGAUGGUCUUGAAUCAAGAGUCAGAGUACAAGUUACCGAGAUACAACAUCCUAUGAAAGUGCAGAUGGCAUCGUAGUGAAAUACUCGUAUAAUGACAAUAAAUUGAUAUAGGAAUUUAGUAGCACAUAUAUGAGGACACGUGGAGCUUAGUGAUAGGUUGAAAGAAGAAAAGAUACGUGGAGCGAUGUGAUUGGUAUGAGCUGAAGUUGCUAAAGCUUAAGAUCAAGUUGUUCAUCGUCUUCUUCAUUAUGCAAAAUUGUGAAAGUUUGUUAGAUUCGUUUCUCUCUUCUUUGUUACUGAACUUGGUUCAUCCUCUGUGAAGAGCCCUAAGAUGUUCUUACAAGAUGAAUUCGAGGAUUUCUCGUUUUAUGAAUUGGGUUUGUGUGUUUGCGGGAACGAUCGUGUUGAUCUGUAUUGUAUCAAAUAAAACCAGACUGUCUCAUGAAGUUCUUUGGUUGCAGGAAGAGCCUUUGACGACACGACAGGAAAUCAGUACCAGCAAACUGAAGAACUUUCUUAGGAACCCUAGCAGCAACAAUACCAGCACCUCUGGGAGCAGGAACCAUCCUCACAGUAACAGAACCACACUUGCUGGUUUUGCUACCAAAUAAAAAUACGCUUUGCUUCAACUUAACAGUGGGUUUAUGUUUCCUAGUUUGAGUGAUGAAUGAUGAUAAUCGGUUAAUCUUAACCUUCAUUUUUUAGGAUCAUUCCUAGACAGCUCAUUUGGUUUUGGACU
Molecule: messenger RNA, 4018 nt
Organism: Capsella rubella
Lineage: Eukaryota; Viridiplantae; Streptophyta; Magnoliopsida; Brassicales; Brassicaceae
Product: probable disease resistance protein At1g58390
Exons: 5
Coding region: 150-2828 (892 amino acids)
Biological process (GO): defense response to other organism
Molecular function (GO): ADP binding
Source: RefSeq, a predicted model, not a curated record